Molecule: messenger RNA, 1386 nt
Organism: Candida dubliniensis CD36
Lineage: Eukaryota; Fungi; Ascomycota; Pichiomycetes; Serinales; Debaryomycetaceae
Gene: LIP4
Product: Lip4p
Exons: 1
Coding region: 1-1386 (461 amino acids)
Biological process (GO): lipid catabolic process
Molecular function (GO): triacylglycerol lipase activity
Source: RefSeq, a predicted model, not a curated record
AUGUUAUACUUGAUUCUUUUCCUUGCUGUACCAAUCUAUGCUGGUCUUAUUUUACCAGCUAAACCUUCAAUUGACCCAUUCUACAAUGCUCCUGCUGGUUUCGAAAAAGCCGCCGUUGGUGAAAUCUUACAAUCUAGGAAAACUCCAAAACCCAUCACCGCCGUUUUCGUCCCUGUCAAGAUCCAAAAUUCAUGGCAGCUUUUAGUUAGAUCCGAAGAUUCAUUCGGUAAUCCAAAUGUCAUUGUCACUACUGUUAUGCAACCAUUCAAUGCUGAUCCUUCUAAGGUUGCUUCUUAUCAAGUGUAUGAAGAUUCCGCUAAAGCUGAUUGUGCCCCCUCCUAUGCCCUUCAAUUUGGCUCUGACGUGAGUACUUUGGCUACCCAAGCUGAAACAUUCUUAUUGGCACCAUUGUUAGACCAAGGAUACUAUGUUGUGUCUCCAGAUUAUGAAGGACCUAAACUGACAUUCACUGUUGGCAAACAAUCUGGUCAAGCUGUGUUAAACUCCAUUCGUGCAGCCUUAAAGUCCGGUAAUACUACCAAUAUUAAAGAAGACGCUAAAGUUGUUAUGUGGGGAUACUCUGGCGGAUCUUUAGCCUCUGGUUGGGCAGCUGCUUUGCAACCAGACUAUGCUUCAGACUUAGGUGGUAACUUAUUGGGUGCUGCAUUAGGUGGAUUUGUUACCAACAUCACCGCUACGGCUGAAGCAACUGAUGGUACUGUCUUUGCCGGAAUCGUGGCAAACGCCUUAGGUGGUGUUGCAAAUGAAUAUUCUGAAUUCAAAGAAAUCUUGCAAAAUGACACCGACAAACAAUCCGUGUUUGAUCAGUUUGACAGUCAUUGUUUGGUUGAUGGUGUGAUCGCCUAUGUUGGUACUCACUUUUUGUCCGGCUCUAGCAGAAUCUUCAAAUCUGGCUGGGACAUUUUGAAAAACCCAACAAUCUCCAAGAUCGUUGAAGAUAACGGGUUGGUGUACCAAAAACAGUUGGUUCCAAAAAUCCCUAUAUUUGUUUAUCAUGGGGCUAUUGAUCAGGUUGUCCCUAUCGCUAAUGUUAAGAAAACCUAUCAAAACUGGUGUGAUGCUGGUAUCGCUUCAUUGGAAUUUACUGAAGACGCUACUAAUGGUCACGUCACUGAAACUCUUGUUGGUGCCCCUGCUGCUUUGACUUGGAUUAUUGGUAGAUUUAACGGUAAGCAAACUGUGUCGGGAUGUCAACACACCAAACGAACAAGCAACUUUGAAUAUCCAAACAUCCCACCUUCAAUUCUUAAUUAUUUCAAGGCCGCAUUGAAUGUACUUAUCCAAAAAGGACUUGGCCCAGAUAUUCAAAAAGAUCAAAUUAGUCCUGAUGGUUUGAAAAAGAUUCCAACACUUGUAUAUUCUUAA